CGUUUUCGUCUUUGCGUUUGGCGUGCUUACCGUCGAACUGAAAACGAAACCAACAACCCGACUAGGCCGAGCGUCAUUCCGUUGGAAACAGUCGAUCAGCUGAUACGACAUGGCUGACUGUUGUGCACGGCGAUCACUAUGAACAAAACAACUGCUGCAGCAAUAACAUCAUCAACAGGCUCCACUAACGAUAGACGUAAUAAGACGGUGCGUUAGGCGUCUGAUGUCCAGUGAUUCAUAAUGUAGUGAGUGGAUGGUAUAUUAUACUGGUGUGGUCGCUAAACGUCGUCCGGAUUGACAGGCGCUGAGCUGCAGUGCGGACCGAUAGCUGGUCAUCAAUAGAACUGUGACGUUGGUCGUCGAUGAGAAAAGUUUACUGCUUAACGGGGAUUAAUCGCUCAUGGAUUAAUAAUAAAAACAAUAAUAAUACCGCAGUGAAAUACAAUUGGGUGAAUAUUAAGCACUCGUGUAACCACUGGAUAUAAGCUUGCUCUCUUAUAGUCGACAGUCAACGACAGGACAUUAAAUACAGCCGAUCCUGUAAAGCGGAUACACGUACACGUAUAUGUAACUGAGUGAUCGGUCGUGAUAGUAAAUGUCGGAUAUUUUUACGCCAAAGUGUGUUCGGUGCAUUGCUGUGAGAAUUUCUGAUUUUUGUUCUAUUUUUUGCUAAACUGGAUAUUGAUGCCCUCAUCUUCAUCAACAUCGUAAUUGUCGCCCGUCAUCAUCCUCAACAAAUCAUACCAACCUGUAUCUUGCUUAGCUAUUGGUAGCAGUACGUGUAGCAGAUAACACGCUCUAUAUAGUAUUCGACGCUUCAUCGUACUGUCAUAGAACCCUAGCUUUGGUCAUGUGGAAUCGUACAAACACUUACAGGGUCGAGUUGUUGGCCCAAGUUUCAACCGGGGUAAAUUCUCCACACAUGUCCGAACAGGAGUGCAUCGCUUUGGCCGUUCGAUAUGCGCGGAAAACGCACGAGGGCCCACUGCAUUAUCUCGUCGUAGAGGGAUCGUCCGGUUCAAACGGAUUGUGCAUAAAGACCCGCGCGGAACCUUUUGGCGCUACAGGAUCAGUACGUGCUCCCGUAGUGAGUCAUGGCCAGCUGAUGAGAGCUCUCCACUGCAAAGAAGAAUCACGCGUAGUAGUACUGGUUUUUCUCGACGUAUUCGAGGGCGAUAUUUACCUCACUUCGGAUGACGAAGUAAGAAACGUUCUUGUCUGGCGAACAGCUACGACAGAAGAAGCGGUGCAGCUUUCCAGUUUGUCGUCGGUGUCUACCGACUUUCGGAAGACAGCACUGCAAGCUGCGAACGAAAAACAGCAUUUGCUCGAAAAGAAUAACGCCAGAAACAAAAAGUUGGUAAAAGACUGCAAAAACCAUAAUGUUCUUUCCGCACAAUCAUUGAGCUCGAAAACCAACUCGAGAUUGCUCGUCUCGAGACGAGACAUCUAUGAUGUUGGACUUGAGCUGCAGCGUAGUCAGAAUGGCAAAAUUUGUCCUAUGGUCCCGCCACCCGUCCCUGACAAGCCACUGAGUGUGGUGAUGCUUUUCAACCAGAAAAAAGCCUCGCUAAGCAAGGCGGCCGGCAAGGGCUCGAAGACAGUGAAGAACUCAGGACAGCACAUUCUGUCGCUCGCGCCCGUCCCUCAGGACCUUAUCGCCUAUCAGUACCGGAGCGAGGUGCUCGCGAGUGACGUGCCGAAAAUUGUUGCUGAAACCAAAAAGAAAGGUAACAAACUCAAGCGGAAACCCGCCAUGGUUAUGAGGCAACAGCUCGCUGAACAUGUUCAUGGUACAACGCGGAUUGCGGGACCCGUGGUUCCUCUCCCACAGUGGUUUUCCUGGAUGGCCAUACCAUCGUGGAUAGCUCGACCCAUCUUUUAUCAGGACUUCUAUCCGAAGUAUCAUCCACCAAUGAUUGCCGCGCCCCCGACACAGAGGCGCCUAGUUGCGCCACCUCCGCCAGACUACAGCGGUAAAAAGCGGUCUGUACUUCGGACUUCAUCGCUCAGCUCACAGGAGGAAUCGUCCGGAAGCGACAACGAGGCGCAUCACAGUCCGAAGGAAUCUCUUCGGGGCAAAAAAAUGGUCACGUUCAACUAUCUAGCAACUGUGAAACUUGUUUAAAGGGUACACGCACGCGAGGACAGCCAACUCAAUCCAGCCGACCUAUCAAUUGCAAACGAGGGUAGAAUUAACCUAUUAAAACUGCCAUGUCCGUUCGUAUCACCGUUACCACAAAUCAAAGUGAAAAAUUACUUAAGAUAUUAUUUCAUAAAAUUUACAUAACCCUAACUUUCUACUGGUUAAUUAGUUACAAAUUUAAGUGUACGUAGUGUCUUCAUAUUGGCAAGCGUCAGUAGCCGACUAUAGGAUAUCGGUCAUAGCUGCUAUUGUAUUUGAUUAGGUUUGAUCAGACCAGAUUUUCCUCUGAACGUUUUCGAACACAGUCCUAUGAUUGGGCGGUGUAUGAGAGGAUGUCCUGAGUACCUGGAGAUGUCCCCUGAUAUUCAACAGGACUCAUAGAUCUACCUAUUCUACGAUACUAGUAGAGAAUAGCCAAUAUAUGUUGUUUUUUUUCAACCUAUGAAGAAAUGUAGGAGUCAACGUUCGUAGGCCGUGAAGUGUAUUGUGCCAAAAGGGACGGAUCAUCUUUCGUAGGAGGGACAUAAAUGAGUCGACACCAGUCGUGGAAAGCUUUCGUUGCUAAGGUCUAGACGAGGCGUUCAUACCUGAAUAGCUAGCUCAUGACUGUUUAUUUCAGUGGUCGCCAAAUAAGAACGAUCGAGUCUUCUGGCCCCUAAAUUCUAUAGCUAGAAGACAAAAUCCACCUUACGUGCCCUGCCUUAAUGCCCUUCUCAGGUUCUGGUUGAAUAUCGACUGACGAAUAUCGUAGAUAUACGUUCGCUUUGACAUUUUUGAAUUGUUUGCAAGUUUAAUGAAUAUUACGGCGUGUCGCGAUUGACGCCGAAAUAGUAGGACCUCACUUAUCAGCUCAUCGAUCAAGCCUGAGCUAAAUCAGUUGUAUGCGAAGUCCUAGUUUGAACACAUGGGCGAUACCUGUAAGUUCCUUUUCGUUUCGAUAUCUGAAUAAAAAAAACAUUGUUGCUUGCGAAUGAGGGCUGUCCAUUUAGAUUGCGUUCUAAAUAUAUUAAUCCGGGAAUCUUUAACCGACUGUUGUUAAUUGUCCAAUAUGUCUACCGCAUAAAGUAUCAUGUUGAAAGUAACUACAAUAUUAAAUGCAGAUAUGUGAUGGGUCAUGCUUGAUCGACAAUGAAACCGAAGAGGUUAAUCCGAACGAAGCCAUGUACCUCUUCUUUCUUUCAAUGAUUUAACUGCUAGUAACAGUGCGUUCGUGGCUAGCUGAAAUCGAGUGUUAAUCGCCGAGGUACCGUCAGUAUUGUCUGAGGCACGCCUCCAAGACAAUCGAUGAGACGCAAGACUGAAUUUUUGUAUAUAGUUAAGAUUUCUGCAGGAUGGAGGCGGUUCAACGGAUGGCAUCUACAAAAUUUCUUUCAACAUUUUCUGUUUUUGAUAGGUCGGCCACAACCUGAACUUCAGAUGAAGAGGAUAUUCAUUUGCGUUGGAGAAAAAUGACUGCAAAAUCCCGUCAAAUCAAAUACUAAAGAGAACUUUAUUGAGGUUAAUGCCAACCAACAGCUUCUGUUGAUUGCAAACAAGUUGCGCAAAGAGCGGUGUACUUAGGGCUUAACGUUCCUUUUGAGAUUGCCCUUGCCUUGUAUAUAGCGUUAAAUAUCAUGACCUAUAAAUAGUUAUAUAAAUAAAAUGUUCAAUUUUA
Molecule: messenger RNA, 3800 nt
Organism: Varroa destructor (honeybee mite)
Lineage: Eukaryota; Metazoa; Arthropoda; Arachnida; Mesostigmata; Varroidae
Source: RefSeq, a predicted model, not a curated record